Spea bombifrons (plains spadefoot toad) is the source of this 3797-nucleotide messenger RNA. RefSeq names its product N-deacetylase and N-sulfotransferase 1 (gene NDST1). Gene Ontology annotation, cellular component: Golgi apparatus. NCBI's taxonomy places the organism in Eukaryota, Metazoa, Chordata, Amphibia, Anura, Pelobatidae. The transcript has 15 exons. Gene Ontology annotation, molecular function: heparan sulfate N-sulfotransferase activity; deacetylase activity. The record is from RefSeq and is a predicted model, not a curated record. The coding region runs from base 373 to 3009 and encodes 878 amino acids.
AGGGACCGGCCGGGGGAGGGAGCGGGAGAACGGGCAGGCCGGGGAUCGGGCCCGCGAGCUGCAAGCAUGAGCACAACAGCAAGUAAAAUCCACAGGAGUAACGGCCUACCAUCAAACUCCUGAUCCCGCAAAUGAUGCUUGACGGCUGCUUAAAUCCAAGGCUUCCCCCUCCGGCAGGUUUCCUAAGCCUCUCUGCCGGAGAAUACUUUCUUUGGCCGAAUUCUCAAGCCUGUUUUAUCCUAGACUUGGACAUUGGAUGGACGUGCCAUGGUGACAUGAACAAGAGGACUUAAGGUUACCACAAACAUAACUUGUGUUGGGGGACACGUGAUUUAGAUCUUGUUCUGCUCCUCCUAGCAAGGUAGCAGGAUCAUGAGCGUGUCCCUGAAGUCACGUAGAUUCUGCAGGCCGGUUAGCCCACAACUGGUCCUCCUGCUUCUUGUUGCAUUUUGCCUUCUGAGUGUCUUCAUCUCUGCCUAUUACCUGUAUGGCUGGAAAAGGGGGCUUGAGCCUUCGGGAAGUGAGGCUCAAUCCCCAGACUGUGAUGAACAGAAAAUCAGCCCUUCCCGAUUGCUCCCUGUGAAGCCUAUGAGGUCUGUGGAGUCUUCCCGCACAGACCCUCUGGUGCUUGUCUUUGUUGAGAGCCUCUACUCCCAAUUGGGACAGGAGAUAGUCGCCAUCUUGGAGUCCAGCCGUUUUAAAUAUCGGACAGAGAUUGCUCCAGGGAAAGGGGAUAUGCCUACUCUCACCGAUAAGGACAGAGGGAGAUUUGCACUAAUUGUAUAUGAAAACAUACUAAAAUAUGUCAACCUUGAUGCGUGGAACCGUGAAUUGCUAGACAAGUACUGUGUGGAAUAUGGAGUUGGGAUCAUUGGAUUUUUCAAGGCAAAUGAGAACAGUCUGCUUAGCGCUCAACUUAAAGGAUUCCCCCUCUACCUUCACUCAAAUUUGGGGCUGAAGGACUGCAGCAUCAAUCCCAAGUCCCCACUGUUAUACAUAACCCGGCCUAAUCAAGUGGAAAAAGGUGACCUCCCUGGAGAAGACUGGACCGUGUUCCAGUCCAACCAUUCUACCUAUGAACCAGUUCUCUUAGCUAAGACCAAGUCGGCAGAGUCCAUACCUCACUUAAGCGUGGAUGCAGCCCUCCACACCACCGUGGUGCAAGACCUGGGGCUCCAUGAUGGGAUUCAAAGGGUCCUUUUUGGCAACAACUUAAAUUUCUGGCUUCACAAAUUAGUGUUUGUAGAUGCUGUGUCAUUUCUCACAAGCAAGAGGUUGUCCCUCCCCCUCAACCGCUAUGUGCUAGUGGACAUUGAUGACAUAUUUGUUGGCAAAGAGGGGACUCGAAUGAAAGUGGAAGAUGUGAAGGCGCUCUUCGACACCCAGAAUGAGCUACGUACUCACAUCCCGAAUUUCACCUUCAAUCUUGGUUUCUCAGGAAAGUUUUUCCACACAGGUACUGAUGAGGAAGAUGAAGGGGAUGAUCUCUUGCUUUCCUAUGUGAAGCAGUUUUGGUGGUUCCCACACAUGUGGAGUCAUAUGCAGCCCCAUCUGUUCCACAACCAGUCUGUGCUUGCAGAGCAAAUGGCCUUGAACAGGAAGUUUGCCGUGGAGCAUGGUAUACCAACAGACAUGGGGUAUGCGGUAGCCCCUCACCAUUCUGGUGUUUAUCCUAUUCAUGUGCAGCUCUAUGAGGCAUGGAAACAGGUUUGGGGUAUUAAGGUCACAAGCACAGAGGAGUAUCCCCACCUAAAACCUGCCCGGUUCCGAAGAGGCUUCAUUCACAAUGGAAUUAUGGUCCUUCCUCGUCAGACAUGCGGCCUGUUCACCCACACAAUAUUUUAUAACGAGUAUCCUGGGGGCCCGGUGGAACUGGACAAGAUUAUUAAUGGCGGAGAACUUUUCUUGACUGUGCUGCUCAAUCCUAUUAGCAUUUUCAUGACACACUUGUCUAACUAUGGCAAUGACCGCCUUGGACUCUAUACAUUCAAGCACUUGGUGAAGUUCCUGAAUACCUGGACAAACCUAAAAUUGCAAACGCUGCCCCCUGUCCAGCUUGCUCACAAGUAUUUUCAAAUAUUCCCAGAGGAGAAGGACCCAUUAUGGCAGGAUCCAUGUGAAGACAAAAGACACAAAGAUAUUUGGUCCAAAGAGAAGACUUGCGAUCGUUUCCCGAAAUUGCUUAUAAUCGGACCUCAGAAAACGGGUACCACUGCACUCUAUCUGUUCUUGGGGAUGCAUCCGGACCUGAGCAGCAACUAUCCCAGCUCAGAGACUUUUGAGGAAAUCCAGUUUUUUAAUGGGCAGAAUUACCAUAAAGGCAUUGACUGGUAUAUGGAGUUCUUCCCAAUUCCAUCCAAUACCACGUCCGACUUUUACUUUGAGAAAAGCGCCAACUACUUUGAUUCGGAGGCAACUCCCAGACGAGCUGCAGCUCUGCUGCCAAAAGCAAAGAUUAUUACGAUACUCAUCAAUCCUGCAGACCGAGCUUACUCCUGGUACCAGCACCAGAGAGCCCAUGAUGAUCCUGUGGCUUUGAAAUACACUUUCCAAGAGGUAAUAACUGCUGGCCCAGAUGCUCCUCAGAAACUGAGAACACUACAGAACCGCUGCCUGGUGCCGGGGUGGUACUCGACCCACAUAGAACAUUGGCUCAACUACUACCAUGCUAACCAGAUAUUGGUUUUAGAUGGCAAGUUGCUGCGAACUGAGCCAGCUAAUGUAAUGGAGACAGUCCAAAAGUUUUUAGGAGUCACAAAUACUAUGGACUAUCACAAAGCUCUGACAUUUGAUCCCAAAAAGGGGUUUUGGUGCCAGCUUCUAGAGGGAGGAAAAACCAAGUGCUUAGGAAAAAGUAAAGGGAGGAGAUAUCCAGACAUGAAUUCAGAUUCCCAAUCCUUCCUCGCGGAUUAUUAUAGGGACCAUAACGUUGAGCUGUCCAAGUUGCUUUACAAGAUGGGACAGACCCUACCCACCUGGCUUCGAGAGGAGCUGCAGAACACUAGGUAGCUGCUGCUGCUGCUGGAAUAUUUACCGGGGAAAAGGAUUCAAGACCUUCCUGGUUCUGGCCAGACUGAGACUGCAUCACUGAAGUUGUGGCUGUGCGGUUUGGUGACUUUGUGGUUACCUUGACAGACUUUUCUGGAGCUGUUCUUCUAAGACCUUUUCUUCUGAAGGCGUCAAACAGCCAUAGUUUGCACCCUGAAAGGCCUGUUUUAGAGGCCAUCUUUAUUUUUGUAGGAUCCUUUCUUUUAUAGGGUCUUACAUAUUUGUGUGACUUUUUGUUCUUGGACUAAACCACUUAUUAAGUAUUAUGAAUUGUUGCAAACUGAUAUUCGUUUCAAGUGGCCAAUUUGUGAAUCUUUUGGAGGUAUGUAACAGAGGGCCCACUGCUUUAAGCUGAAAGAUCUAAGCAUCUGACCGAACAAACCGCCGGAAAGUGGAAAAGCCACAGACCCUGUUAUGUAAGAAUGAGUUCCACUAAUUUAGAAAUACCAUGUAUUUCAAGAAUAUGUCCCAGUCUUCCUAAGAACCAACUGCAGUGGUUUUCAAGGUGGUUAUUUGAAUGACCAUUUGAAACUAGAUGAUACCUUGCUAUGUGAAUGCCUCUCUCUGCAAAAAUUUAGUGUGUUCUGAGGUGCUUGAGAAGUCUACGUCAACGAUAAUACACAUAUGUGAAAUGUAUUUAUAGCUGUAGGUACUCCAGCUUUUGUAGGUGUCUCCACCCUUCAAACAAAGCAAAACAUGUCCCACUUUAACACUGGUACUGCGUAAGUAAUUUAUUGAAGAGCAAGUUU